Molecule: messenger RNA, 1695 nt
Organism: Trypanosoma cruzi
Lineage: Eukaryota; Euglenozoa; Kinetoplastea; Trypanosomatida; Trypanosomatidae
Product: aspartyl-tRNA synthetase, putative
Exons: 1
Coding region: 1-1695 (564 amino acids)
Biological process (GO): aspartyl-tRNA aminoacylation
Cellular component (GO): cytosol; cytoplasm; aminoacyl-tRNA synthetase multienzyme complex
Molecular function (GO): ATP binding; aspartate-tRNA ligase activity; RNA binding
Source: RefSeq, a predicted model, not a curated record
AUGUCGGAUCCCGAUAAAUCAAACACAGCAGCCAGCCAAGAGGACGCCAGCGGCAACGUUGCGUCCAAGAACGCCGAAAAGAAACAGGCGAAGCAGAACGAGAAGGAAGCCCGUAAGGCGGCACGCCUAGCAGAGGAGAACGCUCGUGCGGCGGAAAAGGCAGCCCAGUUGGCGAAAUACGCGGAUUUAUUUGGUGCUGCGCCGCUGUUGCAGUCGACCACGUACUGCUCCAAGAAGUUUAGUGAAAUUUAUGCACUGACCAAAGAGCAUGUGGGCAAAACGGUGACUGUUCGCGCUCGAGUUGACACGACACGCAAGAAGGGCAAACUCGCCUUCAUGGUUCUACGCGACGGCACAGACUCCAUUCAAGCUAUGGCGGCUGUUGCGGAGGAUGUCCCAAAAGAAAUGGUUGAUUUUAUCGGACAGAUCCCUUGCGAGUCUAUUGUGGACGUUGAGGCGAUCGUGUGCGGUGUGGAGCAACCCAUAACCUCCACCUCGCAGCAGGAAAUUGAGCUGAAGGUUAACAAGAUUCAUGUUCUGAGCGAGGCGCUGCGUGUGCUUCCCUUCACACUGGAGGAUGCGUCGCGCCGCGAGACAGAUGAGGGCAUUAAAAUAAACUUUGAUACCCGACUGGGCUGCCGCUGGCUGGAUCUGCGCACACCGGCCUCAAACGCCAUAUUCAAGGUGCAGUCCAGGGUGGGACAAUAUUUUCGUCAAUUUCUGAUGGACCAUGACUUUGUGGAGAUUCAUUCUCCGAAGAUCAUCGCCGCCGCGAGCGAGGGAGGUGCCAAUGUGUUCAAAGUGGGAUACUUCAACCGCGACGCAUAUUUGGCCCAGUCUCCACAGCUGUAUAAACAAAUGGCCCUUCAAGGCGAUUUGAAACGUGUCUUUGAAGUGGGGCCUGUAUUCCGUGCAGAAAACAGCAAUACCCACCGCCACCUGACGGAAUUUGUUGGCCUAGAUGUGGAAAUGCGUAUAAAUGAACACUAUUAUGAGGUACUUGACACGGCUGAGGAGCUAUUUUGUUACAUUUUUGCACAACUUGCCAAACAUACAGGAGAGCUUGAGGCGAUUUGCCGUCAGUACCCUUUUGAGCCAUUGCUGUGGCAAUUGACACCGGAGAAAAUCAAAGAGUUGGGCGUUGGCGUCAUUGAAGACUCCGUUGAGCCGACCGAUAUUUACAAGGCUCGUGUACGCAACAUGGGAACUCGUAUGUUACGCAUCCACUACCCGCACUGCAUCGCACUCCUGAACACCGUUCUGGAGGAGAAGUUGUCUUUGACCGAUGACAUUAACACCACCAACGAGAAAUUGCUCGGUAAGUUGGUGAAGGAGCGCUACGGCGUGGACUUCUUCAUCUCCGAUCUAUUCCCAACGGCUGCACGACCAUUCUACACGAUGCCGUUUCCAGACGAUGAGCGUUUCACGAACUCGUACGACAUGUUUAUCCGCGGUGAGGAAAUAUCGAGUGGGGCGCAGCGUAUUCACGAUUCAUCACUUUUGCUGAAGCGCGCGCAGUCACUCGGUGUUGAUCUCUCGCCCAUCAAAGACUACGUGGACUCAUUUCGUCUCGGUGCAUGGCCCCACGGCGGAUUUGGCGUUGGCCUCGAGCGUGUGGUGAUGUUAUAUCUUGGCCUCUGCAAUGUGCGCCUCGUCUCGCUGUUCCCGCGUGAUCCGCAGCGCGUGACGCCGUGA